AGUAAGUAAAAGUACUAGUACUAGACCAUAGACAAGUACGAGUACAAAUGUUACAAUGGACUAUGGACUAUGGACUGUAAUAAAACGUGUAUAUAAAUGUAACUUUUUAAAUUUUUUAACUCGUCGCUAAUGCGACUUUUUUUAAUUCAUUAUUUACAUUAAUUACCAGUGAUAUUUGUACUAUUUUUAUUAUAAUUAUUUAAUUAAUGGAGUCAUACUGAGUAAACGAAAAAAAAAAAGUUAAAUUAUGAAGAAAUUUGUAAAAUCUAUAGGAAUUUUUUUAGUGUUAUUUUAUUCUUGCGGUAUUUCUACGACUUUACUGUCAAUAAACGUCAAAAAUCAAGGAGGAGAUGUAUUUCCAGAGACAAUUAUUUCAAAUGUUACUGAAGACAUUAUUACCCUAGAAUUUCAAAGAUCUGAUGGAACUUUAGUGACACAAUUGAUUGACUUCAGAAAUGAGGUACAAAUAAUAAGAGCAGUAAUAUUAGGGGAAGUAGAACGUGGACAAACUCAAUUACAAGUAAUGUGUUUCGUAAAUCAUUUUUCAAAACUGGACUUUAUAUCAUCGGACGCGAUGUCGAAACUCCGACAGAAAAAUCCUGGGACUGUACGAGUCGCCGAGGAGGAUCGCGGUUACACCAAUUAUACAAUGAAUCUGUUUAUAGAUAUUAAUAAGUCUUUAGUAAUAUCUAAACAUAUUUCAACAUUUUGCUCAGAAGCCGCCGAGUCAACUUUUACUCGUAAUCAAGAUUUGAAACUCUGGAUCCAGAGACCCGGUACCUCUGAGUCACUGAUUAUGACUGCAGUACGUAAUUUUACUUUACCAGUGAUACAAAAUUAUAAUUUUAAUAGUACUAAUAAUAUCAAUAAUAAUAAUAAUACAUUAAAUAACUCAAUUUCUACAUCGACACCAAAAAUAAAUUCAAUAAAUAAAUGCGCAGAUACGUCAAAUUUAUCUGUCGCAUGUUCAUGUUCACUUGAAUUAUGCAUCGGUUGGUAUCCAUGUGGGUUAAAAUUUUGUAAAAGUAAGAAUGAUGGUAAAAAAGUCGUGUCUCCUUAUAGAUGCGGUAUUAAAACUUGUAAAAAAUAUUAUAUAUUUAGUUAUCAAGCUAAAAUGAAACAGAAUUGUCUGUGGGAUGAAUGACAUUUACAAUUACAUUAAUUAAUAAAUUAAUUAAUUAAAUGAGGAACAAAAAAUUUUUAACAUUCUGUGCAAUCUGAGCAUUAAAUGUUCACGUAACCAUGACAAAGAACAAAUGGAAUUGAUAAUGAGCGUAAUGCAUUUCAUUUAGUACACCAAAAUUAAUCAGCGCAAGAAUUUUUAAUCCCGAAAUAAAUUUAUUGGCUUGGGAAAAAUUUUUUUGUGAGAAAAAAUUCUUGCGUUAAAAAAAAAACAUUUCUGUGUAAUUGUAAUUAAUCUUUUUUUUUUUACAAACAUUUUUUAGAUAGAUUUUUUAUUGGUCUUUUGUAUGCAUACAGCUGUGAGAUUUAUUACUAUUAAUCAUAUCACUAUUAUUAUCAGUAUCAGUAUCAGUACUAGUACCACUAGCGUAAUUACUAAUAAUUGAUAAUUAUGAUGGGCAUAUUAGUUUGUAAUUGGCGAGUAAUUAGUCUGGUUUAUUUAUAAACGGUUAAUACUGUAGAGCUAUUAGUUGAUGAGUAAGCCACGCAAUCGAUCACUUAAAAUAAUAGUGAUAUAAUUGUAUAAUUAAAUUAAGUUCAUUUAGUUGAUUGUGAAAUUCAAUUUUUUUGUUUGGAGACAAAUUAUGGGCAAUAUUUUAAACAAGUGAUCGACGUGAAUUUGGCCGACAUUUUGAAUUUUUUAAAAUUAUAUUGUUUUUUAUUUUUACAAUUAAAUUAAUUGUAAUUUUUUUAAAAUUAAUUUGUAAAUAUAUACAAAGCCAAAAAAUAGUAAAAUCAAAUUAUAGUCUUACUCAUCAAAUUUGAAAAAUUUUCUCACAUAUUUAUCAAAAAAAAUUGCCAUACAUUCCAUAAAUUUUUUUUCAAAAAUCAAAAGCGCGGGAAAAUAAUUGGCUAAUUAGUGGUUCUAAUUUCUAAUUUUCUGAACAUGCAGAAAAACAAGAACAUAUUUUCCAUGACAAACGUUUUCGGGAACUCAGUAAAGAUUUUCUUUAAUGAAAACUUUUUACUUUCAGUCGAUAACUUUUUUUUUCUGUGAAAAUUUUUUCCUUAUAUCUGAAUAGUGCUUUUAAUUAAAAAAAAAUUUAGCCAUUAUUAGCGAGCCAUUUAAAAAAAGACUGGAAAAUCUGUCCAUUUAAUACAUAUAUUUAUAAUUUCCAGUUGAAUAUAUAUAAAAUAUAUAUCACGUACCAAUUAAUUAACUUUUACUAAUAAAAAAAAAAACGUUAAUUAAAAAAUAAUAAUUCCAGUGAUUUAAUACUAAUUUCGGUGACAUUUAGAUUUAAUUGGUAUUUAUAAUUUGGGAUUGUCGACGAGCGAAUUAUGAGACUAAAAAAAAAGAAAUUAACCAGUGAACAAAUUUAAUAAUAAUUUAGGUAUCGCUUUGUUGACAAUAACGCGAAAAGUCAAUAAAAAUAAAACAAAGUUAGUAAAUAAAAUUCUAAAUGGAACAAAAAUAUAUUGUACUAUUAAAUAUAUAUAAAUAUAUAUAAAAAAAAGAUAGCAAUAUUUAAAAGAAAUUUGUAAAUAAUAAAAGUGUACAUAGACAUGGAUUUAAAAUUUUCAGGGAUUUUUUUAAUAGAAAUUAAAAUUUUACUGGAAAAUAAUUUUCUUUUAUAAAU
This is a messenger RNA of Microplitis demolitor, 2762 nucleotides long. It is a transcript of the gene oaf, whose product is annotated as out at first protein. The coding region runs from base 248 to 1144 and encodes 298 amino acids. The record is from RefSeq and is a predicted model, not a curated record. The transcript has 3 exons. Lineage: Eukaryota; Metazoa; Arthropoda; Insecta; Hymenoptera; Braconidae.